AUGAUGACAGCAAACAAUCGAAAUCGGCAGCAAGUAAACAAAUCUUGUACUGGCACGGUCUACGUCGGUUUCGUUCUUCUGGAUGCCAGCGAAGACUUCCUGACGGAUGCGACGCAACAGCGAUGCAGCGCCGCCCCAAUAUCUCCCCGCUCCGCCGCCGCCGCCCCCUGCCUUCCACUAUCACCCGCUCAGCCACCACCACCCUCCUCUACAUCGCCGGAGGAACGGGCACACCUGGCGCGCCGCCUCGAGGCCGCGCUCGAGCAGGUGAGGAGGGAGUCGGUGCGGCAGGGCGCGGCGCUGGACGAGCUGAGGCGGCGGCUCGAGCGGCGGCGGGCGCGCGCGGACGAGCUCCUCGUCGCCAGGCGGAGGGCCGCCGAGGGCGUCGAGCGCCGCAAGGAGCAGAUGCAGGCGCAGGUCGAGCGGGUGCUGCCGCUCUCCAGGGCCCUCGCCGCCGCGCACCGGCAGGUGCAGGAUGCCAAGGAGGGAUUAUCCGUGGAGAGGGCGCGGCUUGGGGAUUUGCAGAGGCUGCUCAGGACGAGGCAGCAGUCCAUGGUAGCCCAGGUCGCCGCCCUGUACCCUGUCAGGGUCUUCCGUGACCUGCCGGUUGCACAAAACCACCAUUCCCGUACCAAUGGAGUGUGUCGAACACCUUCGGAAGAGAAUGGGGCACUUACGGAAGAGAAUGGAAAUGGAACACAUUUGCUCACCGUUAUCAAGGACAAAGCACAUGUAAGCAGCAUUGGACCCUUGACAUUUUUUGGUUGGCAAAUUGGAAAGCCCAGGACAAAGAAGCGGACUUACAGCCACAAGGAGCUUCAGUGGUCAGCAGCUGUGCUUGGAUAUGCAGCACAUGAAUUUCGUUGUGAAGCUAAAGCGGGUGUUAAGACAAAGUCCACUCUGUCUAGAUUGAAAACGAUUGGAAACAUGAUUCACCUGAUAUUCAGGGUUAGUCAAAACCAUGGUGAAGUAUUACUGUGCAAGUUUCACUGUCUUGUGUUACUUCUCUCAUCUUUACUAUUUGGCAAAGAGUCAUUCUUUCGUACAUUCAUAAUCACUACCAAGUUUUAUGUUUUAUUGAGUAGUGUUAAACUGUUAAUUAUCGUGUACCAUAGAGCGCUGCUAUUCUAGAUUGUUAGAGACUAGAAUUUAUCGAUGUAUGUGAUGGAGAGACCAGUAGUGUUGUUGAUCUUCCGGUGUUCGUAUAAUUGCUAACAUUUAUUCAUUUCAAAGAUUGGUGCAGGAUAACAAACCUCAUGUUGUCAAAGCUUUGUUCCAAUAUCUAUUAACAUAUUUCUUUUCAAAGAGGAUCGUUGUUAGAAGUCUGAUGAGAUUCCGAUCCCCUAAAAGCAUGGCGAAGACAAGAUCAAGUUCCAUCACUUUGCAUCGAAGGGACUGCCACCUGCCUCAAGAACAAGAAAGGAGAGGACGGUGGGCCUCAUGCCUGAAAUGAUGAGAUAGGGAGAUGAAGGCGGGCCUCGUGCCUGAGACGACGAGGAGCAGGGAGAGGAAGGCGGGCAUCAUGCUUUUCACAUCCUACAUGGGAACACGAACAUGAGGGAAGAAAUCAGGUUGGUGAUGGGGCGUGUGCGUGCGGCACUGGGUGUAGAACAAUUCAACGGCCACCACCAUGUGAGGUGCAAGGUAAGAUCAGCUUCUUCAACUAGGUGCCUCCUACAUCUCACUGUGAGGAUUCGUGGGGCUUAUAUGUGCCACAUGUGAAGGACAAGAUUGUUUUGGACCUUGGCUUGGUGCUUGCCGCGUUUAAGUUGCCCAUCAGGAUGGUCGUGUCCUUGGGUGCAUGGCCUUCGACCACCACCAGAUGCCCACGGGAAACUCACUCAAAAGAAUUUUUCAUUAUACAUUAAUUCAUGAUUUGGUCUUGUUAAUUUAUACUUUGUGAAAGUGCGAUCAGGUAUCUGUGGGGUGCUUUUAGAAAAAGCAGAAGUGGUCAUGCUAGAGCUAGCGCAAUUUAGUUGAAAGGCAUGGGAUCGGUGGCAUGAACAUCUUGGGCUGAUCUUGUGUGCCAUUUGUGCAGGAUUCAGAACAAGAGUGGGAGGGUGAGUAGUGAUGGAAGAAGUAAGGAAAUUGAAAGGAACAACUUCUUGUUGUUGUUGACGCUAACCCAAUACAUUUUGCAUUUCAGCGUGUGUACAACAUGGGAACAUAUAUGUUAUCUCUAGGGGGCAAAGCAUUGUGGAUUUAUCAUCAUUGUGGUAUUUUGGAGGCUAGCUGGAUGUGAUGUCCAGACAGGUAAUUUUGAGCCAAAAUCAGCCUUAAAGGUAGGUCUCAGAUUUUACUCACGCUUCAAUUAUUUUGAGUAUAGCGUUUGCAUUAUUUCUAAGAAGUUUUGUGCCUCAUAGCUUGUGUAUAUAAGCAUAUAUGUACUAUCAGAUAUAUUGUCAGAUUGUAAUGUUGAUAAAAUGAGAGGAAGUUACAAAACUUAGCAUAACAUCUAUUUACUACACAAUGUGCAAGUUUAACAGUUAUUAAUUGUGUGUCUACAACUGUUCUGUUUUUCACUAUUGUUGGUUGAAAUCUGCUUCAACAAUGCGAGUUCUUUAUUCUCAAGACGUUCUUUUGUUCCCUCGGGUGAAUGCGUCUUCCUAAGUAGGUCUGCAUGUUGGUAUUACUUUGUUUGUUGACAUCUUCUUCUCUGUCUACAGACCAUGCUCACUAUUAAAGGGGAGCAACCUGGCCUGUUGCAACUCAUGUGAAUUCAUGCAGAUGAUAUGGUAUCUUACAUUUUUCACUAAUCAAAAGUUCACACAGGGAAUCCAUGCCAGUGUGCUUAACCUUAGCUCACGUCACUUUCCACUGAGGGUGCAAUCAUUGCCAUGUCCCCAUCGCUGCCGCCAUGCAGGAGAACCUCUCAUUGCUGGAUGUAGCAGCGAUGAUGUUCCUGGAGAGAUGUGAAGUGGCAGGGAGGCGCAACUAGGUAUAGGGCGCUACAAUAGUGACUCAUUGCCGUCGAACGACCCUCCCGCUUAGGCGAUGCUCCUGGCCUUGCAUGGUAGACAACAUAUAUACCUCAUAAGCAUGUGUUGAGUUAUUACUGCAGACUAUAACUGUCUUUGUUUGCUAACAUGAGAAAAUCAUUGUACCACCAUCCUUGCUGAUUGAUUCACGCGCAUGUGUGUUUUGUUGGUCUAAGACAGCAACGAAACAUCAUGUGUAGUAGAUGGCGCUGCACCUCACUUGCAGUGAGUGGUGAAGCAUGGUGCCACGAGUGUGGCUGAUGUGCUGCUGGAGGACACGAUCUUGAAGUAGUCGGCAUGAACGGCCACCGGGUCACCUAGGGCCGUGACUCGGGGCACGACGACCGCACACAAGUUUCCAGUAGUAUCAUUGCACAACAUUCUGUCGCUACAAUAUGAAGCAAGCUUGGGGAGUGACAGAAUGCUGCCUCCACCCCUGGUUCCAUUUGUGUGGAGACUCUAAAAAGAGCCGAAGUGAAAGAAGAGAUGGAAUGACAAUGAUGCAACCUUGUCGUGUGAUUCUUGUAUGUAUAUUUGAGGUCCGUAGGAAAAUAUGUAUUAGUGAGAGAAAGUGAUGGAGAUGCAUCUUAGGUGGAGAUGGAAGCAGAGCGUAGAGAUAAAGAGAGCAUUAUUAGUUUGUGAAUGAACUUGUGAUGGAAAGAAUGUUUUCAUGUUCAUAUGUCGCAUUUUCUUACUAUUUCUACUAAGGUGAGGUGCCUUGUAUAUGCCAUAUUUUUAACAUACGUAGUAGAGCGAGACAACAAAACAA
Aegilops tauschii subsp. strangulata is the source of this 3747-nucleotide messenger RNA. Lineage: Eukaryota; Viridiplantae; Streptophyta; Magnoliopsida; Poales; Poaceae. The record is from RefSeq and is a predicted model, not a curated record.